AUGAAUCUCACCGGUAUCUUUCUGUACACGCUCACUUGCUGGCUUUUCAAGAUAACUACUGCAAGUCAGUGUAAGGCAGCAUCUUACUCCGUACAAGAUCACGUGCUUAUAAACCACACCAUCAAGGCCGGACUUGCAGAGCUGAUUGAACACUGCAUCUCUCGGUGCAUAGAACAUCCCGGUUGCCAUAGCAGCAACUUUUAUCGGAAGAACAGAUGGUGUGAGCUGAAUGACAAAACGCACGCUUCCCACCCUGAAGAUAUGAGACAAGUUCCAUUUACAAACUACAUGGAGAACACUCUAAGACCCCUCACCUGCAACAAAGACUCAGAAUGUGGCAAAAAUUUGAUUUGUUUUCUAUCGAAGUGCGUAGGUAAGGUUUAGUGACACACGCGCAAAGUAUACAUAAAUAACCUUGUAAUUUUUUUUUUCUAAAUUUAUGAUUUGUUUAUCCACGGAGCAAUUAGGAGUUCUUAAGAGCUCGUUGAAACGUGUCCGUGCGUUCCAGAUCGAAUUGGAACUUUUUGGAUGUGUUGGUUUUUAAGGAGAGGGUAAAACCGGAGUAACCGUAGAGAAAUCUCUCGGAGUAAAGGAGAGAACCAACAACAAACUCAACCCACAUAUGGCGUCGACACCAGGAUUCGAACCCGGGCCACAUGUGGUGGAGGCGAGUGCUCUCACCACUGCGCCACCCUUGCUCUUCAUCACUCUUGUGAUGCAGCACUUCGAAACUAUGAUAGACACAAAUUGGGUCAUGGCCAAGUAUUUUUUGCUGGCAUUUUGUUGACUUAAUGGCAAAAUGAAAUACCAUUUAUUCAACUUAUUUGCUUUAUCUCUUUUCCAGCUUUGCCCCUGGAUCCGGGCUAGAGCUACAGGCCUUAACUCUACAUUAUAUUCACAGUUUUUCCGACGCAAAUUUGACUUCCGUAUCGAGUUCAAUCGAGCUGUUCGCACUAACGAGAACAAGUACUAAACCUUACUUAAGCAUCGGUUUCACAACGGAGUCAAACUUACAUACUUUGCUGAUCCAAAUGUUUGCAAAUAAUGUCGUUUUUCUGUUUGGAUCACUUAACAGAAUGUAGUAUUCAUGCACUUGGAAUGGAAAAUAACCUUUUGCCGAAUUCAGCCAUCACGACCUCCUCGGUAUGGCCGCACUCUGGACACGAAUCUUGGCUAGCUCGUCUAAAUAAUGUUCCAGUUGGCAUGUUUUGGGACUCCUGGUCAGCGGCAUCGAAUGAAGUUGGCCAGUGGUUACAAAUUGAUCUCGGGGAGGAGAGGCUGGUGACAAAACUCGCUACACAGGGGAGGCCUUCCCCAGAGUGGCGUCAAUGGGUGACGUCAUACAAAAUUUUGUUUAGUUCACACAACUAUAAAUGGGAGGAAUACAAGGAAAAUGAUUUUGUGAAGGUAUGCGAUGCUGUUUUACUUUUUUUUCAAGAGGAAUCUUUCACAUACGAGGAAAGGCCAUCGCCACCUGCCAUCGCCAAUUUCUUUUAAUCCUUCAGAAUAUUAAAAUGUUAAAACAUUUCGUAUCUGUUCGAUUGUGUAUGAUUGUGUUAUACAUUUAUAAUCAGAAAAUGAAUUUUAAAUAAAGAUUUCCUAUCUCUUUCCACCGAAAUCGGUUGAAAGGUUAAAAGGCUAAAGGUAUGGUUAUAGUGGAAAGUACGCUUAGCUCAUCCAGCUAGCUUACAGGCCCCCUACUUAAAUAAUUAGAAACAAAUAAUCCAAACAGCGGAGGAUUAAAAACCCCAACUGGUGGGAGGCAACCAGUUGGCUACAAGCGUGGCCGAGGAUUUGACAACAAGUGGCCAGAGCGGGACUUGAACCCGGGACUGCCGGAUUGGGAGUCCAACGCGCUGACCUAUCGGCCACGCUGCCUCAUCCAAUCUGUGUCAGAGUCAUCACACACUAACCUCUCCCCGCCCAUAACAGCCACUUGACUUUGCCUUCAGUGAGAGCAAUAGAGAGGUUUCUGUGCAAUUAUUUAAACGUAACUAUCAGUAAAGGACUGGUUACAAGUGAACGUUUUCGCCGAAUGUAUUUAUUCUCUUUUCAGGUUUUCACUGGAAAUACUGACCGAAACACAAUCGUGUCACAUGCUGCAAAAUUCCGGGCCAGAUACGUGCGAUUUGUUGUGUUAACGUGGAAUGAGCAUAUAUCCAUGCGAGUUGAGCUGUAUGGCUGUGUUUUCCAUAACUAA
Molecule: messenger RNA, 2200 nt
Organism: Porites evermanni
Lineage: Eukaryota; Metazoa; Cnidaria; Anthozoa; Scleractinia; Poritidae
Source: the annotation of a GenBank genome assembly